GCGGGAGCUCGAUCCAGAGGCGGUAUCAGGGUGGAGGCAGCGGCUGCGCCUACACGGUGUUGGAUCCCCUCCCUCCUCCAUUCCCCCUCCUCCCCUUCCCCCUCAGCAGUGGUUUCCUACGAGUCCGAGACGUGCGGCCAGGCGGCGACAAGCUCCGGGUGAGGGUCUCCAGAGUGCGAGCGCGGCUUCCUGGGGUCUCACUGUGUAGUCCAGGCUGGCUCAGUAUCACUGUUAUAGUCCAGGCUGGCCUCAAACUCAGGGUGAUCCUCAGCCUUGACCUGCUGAGUGCUGGAGUUACAGAAUCAACUUACUGUCCUGAAAAUCCAUUCUCCCAAGAAGAAGGGACAGGAAGAAAGACCGCUUUGUAAGAAAGACUUGGGUAUCCCAUGAACGAGCUAGCAGAAAACCGAUCGGGGUGCAGCAAGACUCCAGAGCCAGAUAUAAGGCUCAGAAAAGGGCACCAACUUGAUGGUACAAGAGGAGGUGACAAUGACAGCCACCAAGGAGAGUUGGAGCCCAUUUUAGAAGCAUCUGUACAUUCUUCCCAUCAUAAAAAAGGGUCUGAGCAACACAAGAGCAAUGAUGACACUUCUCAGGAAGAUGAGGGGUUCAUGGGCAUGUCCCCCCUCUUACAAGCCCAUCAUGCUAUGGAAAGAAUGGAAGAGUUUGUUUGUAAGGUAUGGGAAGGCCGAUGGCGAGUGAUCCCUCAUGACGUGCUGCCAGACUGGCUCAAGGAUAAUGACUUCCUUUUACAUGGACACCGGCCACCUAUGCCUUCUUUCCGGGCCUGCUUUAAGAGCAUUUUUAGAAUACACACAGAAACAGGCAACAUCUGGACCCAUCUCCUAGGUUGUGUAUUCUUCCUGUGCCUGGGGAUCUUUUAUAUGUUCCGCCCAAAUAUUUCCUUUGUGGCCCCUCUGCAAGAGAAGGUGGUCUUUGGAUUAUUUUUCUUGGGAGCCAUUCUCUGCCUUUCAUUUUCAUGGCUCUUCCACACAGUCUACUGCCACUCAGAAGGAGUGUCCCGGCUCUUCUCUAAACUGGAUUACUCUGGUAUUGCUCUUCUGAUUAUGGGAAGUUUUGUUCCUUGGCUUUAUUAUUCUUUCUACUGUAACCCACAACCCUGCUUCAUUUACUUGAUUGUCAUCUGUGUGCUGGGCAUUGCAGCCAUUAUCGUCUCCCAGUGGGACAUGUUUGCCACCCCUCAGUAUCGAGGAGUAAGAGCAGGAGUGUUUCUGGGCUUGGGCCUGAGUGGAAUCAUCCCCACCUUGCACUAUGUCAUUGCGGAGGGCUUCCUGAAGGCCGCCACCAUUGGGCAGAUUGGCUGGCUGUUGCUCAUGGCCAGCCUGUAUAUCACGGGAGCUGCCCUCUAUGCUGCCCGGAUCCCUGAGCGCUUCUUUCCUGGCAAAUGUGACAUCUGGUUUCACUCUCAUCAGCUGUUUCACAUCUUUGUGGUUGCUGGAGCUUUCGUCCACUUCCACGGCGUCUCAAACCUGCAGGAAUUCCGUUUCAUGAUCGGUGGAGGCUGCACUGAAGAGGAUGCACUGUGAUAUCUACAGGUAGCCAGGGAUUGUGACCCUGAACUGGGCCCGCGGCGGCGGCGGCGGCGGCGGCGGCAGCGGCAGUGAUGGCAGCGGCGGCAGCAGCAGGGACAGCAGCAGCAGGACUCCCUACUGGCCGCUGAUGGCAGUGUCAGAGGAGCCCCAAAACUUUGACAGCCUCAUGGGCUUUGUGGCAGCCCAGGGGCUCCAUAUGGUACACGACUGAGAAGAGAAAAACAAAAAUAAAUCAUACCUCAAAGGAUGGAGUGCAUCACUUUGGAGAAAAGGAGAAGCGACCCCUACCCUGACUUAUUCUUGGGAUCUGUCCAUUGAGGGUUCUGCAAAACCCUUGGCAAACUGUCUUCUGAUCCAUACCGUAUUUAUUUAUAGAAGAUGGAGAACCGUUUAGCUGGUUGUUCUUUUUUUUCUCUCCUAAACAACAGUACAAACCAAUUUAGGUGAACAUUUAUAUCCAUUUAAGGGGCGGGAGUGUGAUUUUUAGAUGUUCUUUUAAGGAGAACAAAGAAAUUAAUGUAAAUAAGAUUUCUAACUUACUGUUUAAAUAAAAAUUUAUAUAAAUGUUUAAAACAUAGGGGUAGGGGAGGGAGACUUUUUGUAUAGAAUGAAACAUGCAAGUACCACACACUGUUUCAAUUUUGCACAAAGUAUGACUGGAGGAAGGUCAGGCGCAGCCCCAGAACGUAGUGUUUGGUGCACCACGGUGCCUUCCAAAGGCUGACACACACACCUUGGUCCCUAGGAUGGCAGAGGCUGUAGUCCCUGUCCAGUGUUCACACGGUGUCUCCGAGCCUUUGGGGAUUCCAGGGCAGAGUUGCAGAGAAGCGGUGCAUGUUUCCUCAGUGGAGUAGGUGAGGGCUGUGGUUAAAGUGUUGUUUCAGAGUGUCUGGUAGGCUUACAGGGACCCUCUCUAAGCUACUUAGUCCUGUCAUUAGUGCUGGAAAAGAGCAGUGGAAACAUGGAGAAACUCUGGGGACUCACCUGAUCACUUCCUGACACUGAUAACUUGGUGGUGGCACAUAUGUGACUAGAGAGGUAGGAACAGUUUUCCAUAUCCUGGCUGUGGAGCUCUGGACCACCCUGUAAAUUUCUACUAAGAAUCACUGCCCUGACUGCCUUCUUCCUUCUGGAACUGAAAAGUGUCUUUCCCUUACAUGGUAGUUCCUGGCACAGCCCAGCCACAGCUGAGAUUCUGACUUGUAUGUGCUCCUCAUAAGGUCACUUUGCCUAUGGUGGAGGGGAGAGCCCAGUCUUUGGACAAGGAAAGAUAAGUGUCACCUCUCGUGCGGUGUCUUGGUCAGCCUUUGACGGCACCUCUGCUCUCCUUGCAGGAUCAAGUCCGAAUUCCCUAGGCCCCAGAGCACCUCGGCCCCAUUGCGCCUCACCGGGCAGGGAUAGCAUGAGAGACUAAAAGGAAACCGGAUGUCACUACUGGCUAGUCUGCUAGGACCCUUAAGUCCGUGGUUUUGAAUUGCUACUAGAAGUGAAAAAUGAUUGCUCUUGUCUUGGGGCCACCUCGUUGAUGUGUCAGGGACAGUGGUGGGAGCAGAAUCUGGCUUGUAGAAUCCUGAUCCUGGCUCCUUGGUGAGCGCCCAGAAUAGCACUGGAGUGUCAGGUUACUGCCUCCCACUUGAGCGGGUUGUGUUACAGUGUUGGGCGAGGCCGGAGGCUUGGUGUCCGCAGAGGAGUGUUAGGGGAGAGGGCAAGUUGUCUGAACGUAGAGUUUUCUGCUCCUCCUGCCCUUCAGAUCUUCAGCCAUAGCGGGGGUGAAGACCUCAAUGUAGAACCUGGGGAGAAUUUAGGGAGUAUUUUGGUUCUGGCUAAGGUCACUGCCAUAGGCAGACCAGACCGAGCAGAAGUGAAGAGCAGUUUUAACCCCUUGAGCAAACAGUCUGGCAGGGCAGUGGCCACAGUGAAGCGGGGGAGCUCUCACUAGUUUCCUGAGAACAACAGCACAUAUCUGAAGCCAGAUUUGCUCUUUGGUCACACUUUGGGGUACAGGGUGUGAGGUGCAGCCCUGUAAUAACACCCACAGAAAUGACAGUCUUUGGGCCCUGUCACCCCACACCCCAAAGCAGGAAGAAUCUGGUUCAACAGCACAAACCCUUAGGGAACAUGAAACCAAUACCACCAGUGUGUAAUCCAGUAAACUCCCCUUCUCCAGUUGUGUGUGUGUGUGUGUGGGUGCGUGUGCCUGUUUCUGUCUGUCUCUCUGCAGCUCACUACAACAGCCUCAAUGUGCACUUGACCUUACGGUGCCGCUGAGAAUCUCACCAGGUUGGUGCCUGAAUGCCUUACUCAGCAGCCGGAGGCGCGCUUGCUCUGUGCAGAUUUUUAAUUUCCUUUUUAGCCCGGCUGGUUAGGACCUCCACAGCUCCAUUCUUCCACCAUUAAAUAGUGGCCUUCUCAGUAUUCUCCCCCUCCCUUGCCCUUUAUAAAUUGCUAAAGCCACAAAGCACAUUUCGGGGAAUCAUAGAAAGCUGGGGUACUAGAACGGCAUCUGUGUGAGAGUUCCAUUCACCAUGGGAUUUCCCUACUUGCUGUAUUCUCGAUUUCUCUAAUAAAAAGAGCCAAAUGGAAUAUGAA
Molecule: messenger RNA, 4142 nt
Organism: Cavia porcellus (domestic guinea pig)
Lineage: Eukaryota; Metazoa; Chordata; Mammalia; Rodentia; Caviidae
Gene: Adipor2
Product: adiponectin receptor 2
Exons: 9
Coding region: 387-1547 (386 amino acids)
Biological process (GO): adiponectin-activated signaling pathway
Cellular component (GO): plasma membrane
Molecular function (GO): signaling receptor activity
Source: RefSeq, a predicted model, not a curated record